GAAUUGAUCUGGACAGCUAUAAAUAAAUAAUCUGCGCCAACGAGUCAACAGCCUCAUUGAGCUUAGCAUCAGCGAAGUGUUAAGUUCAAGACAAUAGUUUCAUUUAACAAAAUUUACAAUUUGUUGAAAGGAAGCUUCUAACAGAAAGGAUAAAAUGAAACUCUUUGUGGUGGCGUUCGCUGUGUGCCUGGCUUCCCUGGCCUUUGCUCAAUCUGUACCCGCUGAUGGCGUCGAGCCAUCCGCCGAGUAUUUGCCACCAGUCGGUGAUGAAUCGGCACCACUUGCCGAUGAUGGUUACCGUUAUAAGGCUGUGCGUCGUCUGAAGUAUCGUCAUCGUCGUGAGGUUCCCUCAGAAGAAUACUUGCCACCAGUAGCUGAACCCAGCGCAGAAUAUUUACCACCAGAGGGUGCUGAAACCCGUGUCGCUGAUGAUGGUUAUCGUUACAAGACUGUACGCCGCUUGAGAUUCCGUGCUCGUCACCGUCGUGAUGUUUCUGAAUUGACUUCACUGCCAUCUGCUGAAUACUUGCCUCCAGUUGAAGUUGAGUUGGCUCCUGAGUUGAAGACCGUUUUGGGUGAUGAUGGUUACCGUUAUAAGGCAGUGCGUCGCUUGAAGUACCGUCGUCAUCGUCGUGAAGCUGAGGCUGCUGAGGAAGUCGCUGUCGCUGAAAGCGCUGAUGCUCCCAAUGGUGAAUACUUGCCCCCUAGUAAUGAUGUCGCUGAUGUACCAGAAGUAAAAAGCGCCGAGUUGGCUCAAGAUGGUUACCGUUAUAAAACUGUGCGUCGUCUGAAGUACCGUCGCAAUCGUCGUGAAGCUGAGGCCGCCGAAGAGGUUGUAGCUGCCGAGAGUGCUGAUGCGCCCAAUGGUGAAUACUUGCCUCCUAGUAAUGAUGUCGCUGAAGUACCAGAAGUGAAAAGCGCCGAGUUGGCUCAAGAUGGUUACCGUUAUAAAACGGUGCGUCGUCUGAAGUACCGUCGUAAUCGUCGUGAAGCUGACGCUGCUGAGGAAGUCGCUGCCGCUGAAGGUGCUGAUGCACCCAAUGGUGAAUAUUUGCCACCAAGCAAUGAUGUUGCCGAAGUACCAGAAGUGAAAAGCGCGGAGUUGGCUCAAGAUGGUUACCGUUAUAAAACGGUGCGUCGUCUGAAGUACCGUCGCAAUCGUCGUGAAGCUGAGGCCGCCGAAGAGGUUGUAGCUGCCGAGAGUGCUGAUGCGCCCAAUGGUGAAUACUUGCCUCCUAGUAAUGAUGUCGCUGAAGUACCAGAAGUGAAAAGCGCCGAGUUGGCUCAAGAUGGUUACCGUUAUAAAACGGUGCGUCGUCUGAAGUACCGUCGUAAUCGUCGUGAAGCUGACGCUGCUGAGGAAGUCGCUGCCGCUGAAGGUGCUGAUGCACCCAAUGGUGAAUAUUUGCCACCAAGCAAUGAUGUUGCCGAAGUACCAGAAGUGAAAAGCGCCGAGUUGGCUCAAGAUGGUUACCGUUAUAAAACGGUGCGUCGUCUGAAGUACCGUCGUAAUCGUCGUGAAGCUGACGCUGCUGAGGAAGUCGCUGCCGCUGAAGGUGCUGAUGCACCCAAUGGUGAAUAUUUGCCACCAAGCAAUGAUGUCGCUGAAGUACCAGAAGUGAAAAGCGCCGAGUUGGCUCAAGAUGGUUACCGUUAUAAAACGGUGCGUCGUCUGAAGUACCGUCGUAAUCGUCGUGAAGCUGACGCUGCUGAGGAAGUCGCUGCCGCUGAAGGUGCUGAUGCACCCAAUGGUGAAUAUUUGCCACCAAGCAAUGAUGUUGCCGAAGUACCAGAAGCGAAAAGUGCAGAGCUGGCGGAAGAUGGCUACCGUUAUAAGACUGUGCGUCGCAUCAGAUACCGUCAUCGGCAAUAAACUUACGAGUUAUUAUUGAAACAUUAAUAGACUCGACUAUAUAAAUGGACUCGUGUAUAUGAUUAUGAAUUUGAACGACUUGGAUGAGAGUUAUGGAAAACUCUCAUAUCUUAUACGAUAAAUUAAGUGUGAAUACGCUUUAUACGAUUUUUGUUUAAGUUUAAGUUUUUUACUGCAAUGCAAGAAUAAAAAAUUAUUCAACAAAAAA
This is a messenger RNA of Zeugodacus cucurbitae (melon fly), 2081 nucleotides long. RefSeq lists its product as uncharacterized. The transcript has 2 exons. Lineage: Eukaryota; Metazoa; Arthropoda; Insecta; Diptera; Tephritidae. Bases 155 to 1873 code for a protein of 572 amino acids. The record is from RefSeq and is a predicted model, not a curated record.